This is a messenger RNA of Penicillium macrosclerotiorum, 1071 nucleotides long. RefSeq lists its product as uncharacterized. NCBI's taxonomy places the organism in Eukaryota, Fungi, Ascomycota, Eurotiomycetes, Eurotiales, Aspergillaceae. The record is from RefSeq and is a predicted model, not a curated record. The transcript is spliced from 2 exons. The coding region runs from base 1 to 1071 and encodes 356 amino acids.
AUGGGUUCGAUCACAACCGCCCCGGGGAGCAUGGAGGUGAUCCCCGUGUCGGUAGGGACAUUGGCAUUGGACCCCGCAGUAAUCAAGGGUUUGUUGGUUGGCCUAUUUUAUUCAAAACGCGCGAUUGCUAACUUCGAUGAGCGGCUAGCUCUCGCCGAGGGUCAAGAAGUCCUGUCUGCAGAGAGGUAUGGAAAUUCUGCCUGGGCAUCGACUGCAAGAGUCACAGCCAAAAAUCGCGAUGGCACGCUACACGAUUACUUCCUGAAGAUCGUGAAAGGAGAACUCGCCGAGCCGCGAGUGCUAGGGGAAUUCUCCUGUAUGUCUGAGUUGCACAAGACCAUGCCUUCUAUUGUCCCUACACCGCGCGGCUGGGGCAAAUGUCAAGAUUCCAAGGAAUACUUCUUUCUCUGUGACUAUGUGGAGAUCGAUCACCGUCAGCCAAACCCCGUGAAGCUGGCGGAAGGUAUUUCGGAGCUUCAUCGAACCAGCGUCUCUCCGACUGGUCAGUUCGGCUUCCACGUUACCCCUUACGAUGGCAAGCUUCCGCUCGUGACCGAGUGGGAUAGCAAUUGGGUAUCCUUUUACAGAAAGCUACUGGAAGGCGUGUACAAGCUUGAUAUUCAAGCAAACGGACACUGGACGAAGCUAGACAACGCCAUGAAAAUCAUUUUAGAGAAGGUAGUCCCUCAGCUUCUUGGUCGCCUGUAUGAAGAAGAUCGAACCGUCAAGCCAUGCUUGAUUCACGGUGAUUUGUGGGAGGAGAACAUCGGCACGGAUCCUCGAACAGGGAACAUCUAUAUCUUCGACUCGUGCGCAUACUAUGCCCAUCAUGAGAUGGCAAUCGGGAUGUGGCGAGUCGAUCAUCACCACAUGAAAGCGAAAGAAUACCGCAAUGAGUAUUUCAAACGAUUCGAGCCAGAUGAGCCGGUUGAUGAGUACGACGACCGGAACCGGUUAUACUGCCUCAAGGAAAAGAUCAUGUACUCUGCACACGUUCCUGGGACCAAAGCGAGGGAACAGGCACUAGAAGACAUGCAGUACUUGAUCGAGAAGUUUGUCAACCCUGAAUGA